Messenger RNA from Plasmopara halstedii, 1443 nucleotides. RefSeq lists its product as uncharacterized. The record is from RefSeq and is a predicted model, not a curated record. The coding region runs from base 1 to 1443 and encodes 480 amino acids. The transcript has a single exon. Lineage: Eukaryota; Oomycota; Peronosporomycetes; Peronosporales; Peronosporaceae.
AUGUCCAACGAUGACAAGUUUCUAAUCAGUGAGGCAUUCCUAGCGUGCGAGGACAAAGAGUAUCAAUCGGCUGAACUCACGAUUAUGCCCGUGAUGGAGACUGUAGAGUCAGCACGUAUGAAACAGCAAUCUGCCUUAGAAACGACGCUCGGUGUAGCUUUGUCCGCUGCCAGUUUCGUGCUAUACCCGUACGUUGCAGCAGGCAAAGCAGUUGCUCAUGUUACAUCCAUAGCUGUGUCUGCUCCUCUUCUUCUGCACCACCACGUACGUUCCCGCGUCGCACAAUCAUGGAUGCCUUUACUAAAGAAUCAUAAAGCGGAGGACAAAGCGAAUCUCGUUGAAGAGCGCUCAAGCAGAAGAUCUAGCGGCACCCAUUGUAGUAGCAUCGAAAAGUUUGAAGAGCAGAAUAAGCCGCAAGAUAGCGGUAGUAUGUCCCAGUUGCUGCACCUGCCAGUGCGUUUGGCAUACAGCGGUGUAUUCACAGUUGUGGUGAUUCCUACGCGGGUCGUCACUUAUAGCGGCCAAACGAUUUCUGCUGCAAUGCUGAAAUCCCAUCAGCUGGCUUUAUUAGCUAUUGCAGAAUCAACAAAGGUUAUGACGAGAACGGGGAUGCGUGCAGCGAGAAAAAUAUCACGAGGUGCAAUGUCAACAGUGAAUUUCACAGCCUCAACACUCUCUGGAGCUGUAGGAGUGUCCAUUAGGACUGUAAGCUAUUCUAUUCCUCCAUCGAUAUCAAACGCAGUAUGGCAGGGGGUGGACAUUACUGGGAACGCGUCCGUGAAUGUGUUGUCCCAUGCUAUAACUGUGCCAUCGUAUCGAAUGCUAAAAACAUUGCUACCUAUAGAGACUUUGUUUUCUGAAGAAGAAGCGGUGGCACAGACGCGAUCAGCUGUUAAGAUGCUCGUAAAGCUUUUUGGCCCACAAAAUGCAAUUUACAUGCUGAAAUGGAUAUACGAGACAGUGAAUAGUGAAGAAGUAUUCGACGCGUUCUUGUUGUGUCGCGACAUUGUACAGGAAUUGCUAAAUGGGGACAAUUAUCGCCAUGCUAGUUCAGCCACGGGCUUCACUAAGGUGGCUAUUGUGAUGCAGGAGGCGUACAGCGUGCUGCCAUCGCUUGAUGAAAUGCUUGAUGCAGCGGUUCUUUUAGCAGAUGUUUCGGACGAGAUGGUCGAUGGUGCUGUUUACUUUGCUAGUGGAAAAGAUUUUGAUGCACGGGAUGAAAUAAGUGAAGAAGAGAGAAUUUCACGCUUUGAGUUUGUAGAUGAUGCCGUUUCAUUCACUGAGGUAACCUUUGAGCGUGAAAGAAGUGGAAUGUCAUCAGACGAGGAGCUGGAUCCCAUUCUGGACUCGGGAAUUUCAUUUUUGUCGCGAGUCUGUGAUAGUGAGGAAGCUACGUCUCUCUUUAAUACGUUCGGUGAUGUUCUUGAUAUUUUGAUCGACUAA